Messenger RNA from Anarrhichthys ocellatus (wolf-eel), 7827 nucleotides. It is a transcript of the gene hdac7a, whose product is annotated as histone deacetylase 7a. Lineage: Eukaryota; Metazoa; Chordata; Actinopteri; Perciformes; Anarhichadidae. The coding region runs from base 3747 to 6641 and encodes 964 amino acids. Gene Ontology annotation, molecular function: histone deacetylase activity. The transcript has 25 exons. The record is from RefSeq and is a predicted model, not a curated record. Gene Ontology annotation, biological process: negative regulation of transcription by RNA polymerase II.
CUUACAACUUUAAGCUUUCACAGUGUGUUUUCAGUUCAUAGGAGUUAAUUGUGACAUUUUUAGUCGCUUAAAGGUCGGUUGUACUUUGAUUUCUCUCUCGUGUCACUUCUGGUAGCAAAACCCCAACACCGUGCUGCCGUCUGGAAAGAGAUACAGAAGUAUCAGCUGCAGUACUACCAGAAUACCAAACAGCUUCUUUCCUCUGGCUGUGAGACUUCUUAACUCAUUCUCCACCCUCCAUAUAUAAUAUAGGUUUUUUUGUAUUUUUCCUAUUUAGCAAAAUGGGACUACAAUCUGAAUUUUGUUGUGAAACCCUGUUGUACAAUGACAAAUAGAAAACCUUGUAACUUGUCACCUUUUUAAGCUGCUUGUACCAAAGACCUAUGAGGUCAUUUGUGGCAGAGGACGGUCUCCAAUUUAGUCCAGAUGUUUAUUUUCACCUUAAACCAAAGCACUACUUAAAUGUAUUAAUACCCCAUAAAUGUCUCAUUUGUCAUCUCACCUGUGAAUAGAAAAUACAUUUUUGUACUUGACAUUUGUUGGUCUACUUUAUUUUAAUUUCAUUUUUUUGCUUUCAUAACAUUUUGGAAAGUUGUCUCUCCAGAAUCUGACAUUUCACAGUCAAACCAGGUAAAAUUCAUUUUAAGUGAUGAAAAGAUACCAGCUGCUGUACUCAUUGUGGCCUUGGUAGACCAGAAUGCAUUGCAAAACAAUGUAAAGAUUAUACCAGCUACAAAUCAGCACCGCUGUGCCAAAGGACAUCUUCUCAAAGCCACUAGCAUGGCUGUGAACUCUUACUCUUGUUUUUCAAUGGCAGAAACCCUGAAAAAACAGUAUAGCAGUGCUGAUGUGGCAUAACACUUCAUGAAUAUAGUGAACAUGAUGACGGAUGAGUUUGGGGAGUGUGAGUAUCUGAGCGUGGAUUUUUCUUCUGUACACGAUAAGAUAAAGCCGGAUCACAUGAAGGCCUGGAGCCUGAUAUCUACCAGAGACACGUGGGUGAUUUAGGUACCUCCUAGUGUCCUCACUUAACCCUCUGUAGAUGUGAGCAGCAGCAAAAUGCCCUCACUAAAGAGGGUCGUCCUCAUUUUGCUAUUCUUGUGACACGCACACACACACACACACACACAGCAGAGGGUAGUUCUUAAACUUGUCGACAGCCACACGCACUACCAUUGACACUUGAACACUCAAGUACGCACCAACAGAGCACCGUAAAUAUAGAAAUUGUUCGGCGACAGUUGUAGGCUGGCAGGCAGGACUACACACACACACACACACACACUCACUCUCAAACCACAGUCUGGCCAGCUGCUAUGGGAAGAGAAGAGGUUAUGAAUGGGAGCGGCAGCUGUGGAUUCCUCGGGAUGAUGGGGGGAGAAAGAGAGAUAGGGGAUAGGGAGAUGAGUUGGAGGAGGUGGAGAGAGAGACAAGGAGGAAAGAAAAGAGGCAGAGUGAGGAUCAGUUAUGAUUUUUUUAAAUUUUCUCUACAACCAAUUUUAGACACUUCAACUUGACUCUUCAUGAAAUGAGAUUGAAAUAACUAUUUAUUUGAACUGCAAGGAAAGGGGGCUGGUUGUUAAUACAAAGUAUAUAACCUGAACUAAGGCGCUAUAGCCUACAACUGUUAUACUUUAUUUUUAUGAGCCAGGACACGUAGGGCUGCUGCUGAGAAAGUCAGGUGACGUAUACAAAGAGUGUAAAGAGAUGUAAAGUGUUUGUAAGGAGGCUUUCAAACAAACACAGGACUUUCACCUAGGAGACCGCUGUCUGUGUCACGUGUUUAACCAAAAGUCAACGCUGACUUAUUUUAACUCACAUUUGUUACACAACUAAAGUACUUUAAGUAAAGUAAAGUACUUGGUUAACUUACAUACUUACCUAACGCCACCUACAUAGAAGAAACAUACUACUUUUUUUACAAAAUAACUUCUUACACUACGCAAUAUAUCAAUCACUAUCUGAUUCAAGAACGAUGUGCCUUUUUUUGAAAGUCAGUGUAACACGUGGUUCGGUUUGUUCUGUAAAAAUCUUGAGGUCUGAUUCAACAUGUGACCAUGUGAUCCUAACUGUCAGUACAAGACUAUUCAUAGAGAUCCUGAGUUGUGCAAGGCUCAUUUAGCAACUCUGUGCUUUUGUGUGUGUGAAUACAACCUCACCUCCUGCACCUUUUUAACUUUAUUAGAGAAUUAAUCACUUCCAUACUGAUGAAUUCAUUUUGCCCGACACAAAACACUGAUCGUUAUAAACAACAUAGAAUCAGCAUAUUUCAAUAAAAUGAUUCUAAACGAUGGCUUUUAACUCUAGAUGUCUUGUUGGUCUCUGUUGGGAAAGUGCUGCGGUGACCAAUCCCCAAGAACAGAUCAGUGUUUUGAACAAAUGGAAGAAAGUGGGUGUUAUCAUGAGCUGCUACACUCACCAUGGUUGAACAGACGCAUAAAAUAAACAGCGCCUCCUAGACAAAACUCAAAUGUCAUCAAACAGAUAAUCCUGGGAGAAAGGUGUCACUUUGGUGCAGAAACACCACACCACUGCACUUCCCCAAAACUGAAGUCAGCAUACUGUAGCAUUGCAAAACGGUAAGAGUCAACUGAAAUGACCCAUGCUGGGAAAAAGUUUCUCCUAUAAUACUAUUAGGCGGAGUUUAGAAGGAGUUUUUCCAUGUUCCUAUAAUGGGUGUGUUUGUGUUUGUGUUCAGUACAUUGGUGUGUGGCCUUCAGGGCCACUGUUAGUCAUUAAUCUGAGUAGUUAAUGGGUGUCAAAACCCUCAGCUUUCCACUAAAGCCAUACAUUGAGAGGAACGGGAACCGUGAUUUGGGAGGCUGUGUGUGUGUGUGUGUAUGUCAGAGAAGCCAAUGUUAUUUCCGUUUUUACCGUCUGAGCAUGCAGUCGAGUAGGGAACUUCACUGCCGUAGGGGCUCAAGGGCACUGCGGCAGCAGCGUCACGACAACAGCAGGGGGAGGAGAGGGGAGGAAAUGGGAGUCUAAACUCAGCUCUUAAACAGGAAGCCACCCUGGUUCUCCCAUUGUUGUGAUUUUAUAGACUCAACUUCCUGCCGGCCCGACCACCCCCUCCGUCACCAUGGUUGCAAUCCCUAAAAUUUAUGGGAUGGAUUGUAAAUAUCUGCACUAGAAAGAGCUGACAUCGGCCGAAGUGUGCCAAUUGAAAAAAAAAAUGGUAGUGUGAGAGAAGUUGUUGUGAAAGUGGGUUCCUAAAAAGUGUAUUAAAAAAUUCUUAAAAUGCCUCCAGCAGUGUUGUCAGAGGUCUUAUGUUUCAUCACAUCCUUCAUUUCUUGCUAACUGUGUUCUUAGUCUGCACUUUACAAGUUUCAGCGUUUUGUUUUCUUUUUGUCUUUAACUUGAUUCCAGGCAGCAUUUUAAAAGGAGUUUAAAAGUCCCUUUCUGUCUGGAGUCUGCAGGCACACAAGGUGCUUCCACAUGUGUGAAUGAAAUGAUGAAAUCAACAGUUUGUGUGUCGCGGCAGCGUCAACAAAUCGAGACAGCGAUACAGAGAGAGAGGGAGGGAGGGAGGGAGGAGAAGAAAGAGAAGGAGUUAAAGAAAAGAGGAUGUGGCCGACAGUAAAAGAUGACUGGAGGGGAGUGGAGCUCUCUGUCUAAUUAUAGAUCCUGCUGUGAGCUGGCUGAGGCAGAAGUGCUACUGGGGUUUUCACACAGCCGGAUAUUUACAACACAGAAACACGGACUCCUCGGUGGCAGUGCCGGUGUCGUGCGCGGCCUUGUUUCCCAUGGACCUCAGGGUGGGAGAGCGGGGGAUGCGCCCUGGUUCGGACACAGCGCUUCUCACCCCGCUACACCCGCCUUUACUCCUCACCCCGUUCUCCUCUCAGCCCCGCACCUCCUUCUCCCAACAGCAGCUGCACCAGCAUAUCCGGUUCAAUAUGGAGCAGAGGAGGCGAGAGCAGGAGCACCACGAGAAACAACAGGAGUUGCAGCAGCUAAAGCACAAAGACAAGAGUCAACAGAGUGCAGUGGCCAGUUCCGUGGUGAAACAGAAACUCCAGGAGGUGAUUCUCAAGAAGCAGAAACAGGCAGCGCUGGAGAGAACUAACUCCAACACUCUGACUGCAGCUCCUGUAGCAUACAGAAAGCUGGGCCCAGACCCCAGUGCGUCCUCUCAGACUCUUGUCUCGUCUCCGUCACAGCCUUCUCCCGAUCGUUCAGAGGGGACGCCGCUACGCAGAGCAGCGUCUGAGCCCAAUCUGAAGGUGAAACACAAGCUGAAGAAACACCUAAACACCCGCAAGAGCCCGCUCACCCGCAAAGAGAGUGCCCCGGCCACCGUCAGGCACCGAGUACCUGACACACUGGACUCGUCCCCCAGCAGCAGUAGCACUCCAGUCUCCGGCUGCAGUUCUCCUAAUGACAGUCUGCCCAAUGAGAAUGGGCUACUGCCAUCUGCAGGCGGCCUCUCGCAUGAGGCCCAGAGGCUGCUGCUAAGAGAUGGCACUCUGUCUAACUUCACCAUCCAGAGUCACUCCACUCUGCCCACCAUCACACUGGGACUACCAGCCAACGCCAGGGCUGACGGAGAGCAGUCCUCUCUGAGAUUAGGCCGGAUGCCAGUGGUUACAGCCGGGGGCUCACCGGUCUUCCUCCCCCUGAGCAGAGAGGACCAGGCUGGGCAGCUGAACCAUCAUCUGCCUGUCAUCAUCCUGGAACCCUCUAGACUGGUACACACUCCGCUCCUCACUGUUCCAGGCUUAGAGCCCGUCCAGCUACAGUUUGCCCCCCAGUUAGACCACCUCGCCCCUGGAGGAGCUCAUCCUCACAAGCCCCUGAGCAGAGCACGCUCGGAGCCCCUCCCCCAGAGCACGCGGACCCUUCACACACAUCUCCUCCAACAGCAGCACAACACGCAACUACUGGAGAGGCUCAAACAGCAAACUCACCUGGGCAAGCUGAUGUCUAAGUCGAACGAGAAGCCCAGACUGCACCAGAUCCCCUCUGAGGACAUGGACUCAGAGGACGGUGGCGGGAUGUCGCCCACAGAGCUAACCUACCAGAGCGGAGUGAGGGCGGAGUCACUGAGGGAGGCGGAGCCGACGGCAUCCAAGAGCCACGAAGAGCAACUUAACCUGCAACAUGCACUCAUACUCAACCAGUCGUUGCUAUGGGAGCAGCAGAAGCAGCUGCAGCAGCUGCAUCGACAAAUGGAGACCCUGGCAGUACCCAUGUUGCGGGGCAACGGCGGGGUUGGUAGUGGGCUGGGAGUCCAUCGGCCCCUGUCACGUACACAGUCCUCCCCAGCCUCCACCUCUCUCACUCUGCCUGAGAACCCCCUGAACCUGGCCGCACAAGAUAGCAGCAGCAAACCACGCUUCACCACUGGCCUGGUAUAUGAUUCUCAGAUGCUGAAGCACCAGUGUACAUGUGGAGACAACAGCAGUCACCCAGAGCAUGCUGGGAGGAUACAGAGCAUCUGGUCCAGACUACAGGAGAGAGGCCUGAGGGGACAGUGUGAGACUAUCCGCGGUCGUAAAGCCACUAUGGAGGAGCUGCAGUCGGUCCACACCGAGCGCCAUGUGUUGCUCUACGGCACCAACCCGCUCAACAGACUCAAACUGGAUAACCGCAAACUGGCCGGUAUCCUGUCUCAAAGGAUGUUUGUGAUGUUACCUUGUGGGGGUGUAGGGGUGGAUAAUGACACCAUCUGGAAUGAGUCGCACACUUCAACGGCGUCACGCAUGGCGGCGGGCAGCGUUGUCGAGCUGGCCUGCAGAGUGGCCAAAGGAGAGCUGAAGAACGGCUUUGCUGUGGUCAGGCCGCCAGGGCAUCACGCAGACCCCUCUAAUCCAAUGGGUUUCUGCUACUUCAAUUCUGUGGCCAUAGCCGCCAAGAAGCUCCAGCACAGGCUCAGCGUCGGCAAGAUCCUGAUUGUUGACUGGGAUGUUCACCAUGGCAACGGCACCCAGGAAGUGUUCUACAGCGACCCCAGCGUUCUCUACAUCUCACUUCAUCGCUACGACGAUGGAAACUUCUUCCCUGGCAGUGGGUCGCCAGCUGAGGUUGGUUCUGGAGCAGGCGAGGGCUUCAACGUGAAUGUGGCGUGGACGGGAGGACUGGACCCCCCCAUGGGGGAUGCGGAGUACCUCUCUGCAUUCAGGUCUGUGGUGAUGCCCAUCGCCCAGGAGUUCUCUCCGGACUUCGUACUGGUGUCGGCCGGGUUUGACGCUGCCGAGGGCAACCCCGCUCCUCUGGGAGGGUACAAGGUCUCCGCCAAAUGUUUCAGCCAUCUGACCCGCCAGCUGAUGUCUCUAGCAGGGGGUCGUCUGGUUUUGUCCCUCGAGGGAGGUCACGACCUCACUGCUAUCUGCGACGCAUCUGAAGCCUGUGUCAGUGCACUCCUGGACAUACAGGACCCACUGCCAGAAGAAGUCCUCCUCCAGAAGCCCAACGCUAAUGCUGUCCGCUCCCUGCAGGCCGUCAUACAGAUACAAAGUCAGUACUGGCAGAGUGUGAAGGCUCACAGCGGAUCAGUGGGUCUGUCCUGUCUGGCUGCGCAGAGAAGAGAAUGUGAGGAAACCGACGCUGUCAACGCUCUGGCCUCGCUCUCCGUGGGAGUCCUUUCCAACAAUAGCCUCCCUGAUGAGCCGAUGGAGCAUGACAGCAACUCCAUGUAGAAGAAUCCGACCAAUUGCCUCACAGAACUCCCUUUCAGGAUUUGGACCCCACUCGUAGCCUCGGAUCUUCUGCAUUGUCACACGACCAUAACGGAGGGGGCGUGUUUGUAAUUCCACUGAGCCCCACCCAUCUGCCUUAUCCACACUCAUGCACAUCCACUAACACACAAUGCUGAGCCUCAGACCUGCAGUAUGAGCACGUCAAUGCUGGUUACUACUCAGCUGAAGCCGGCAGAACUACCUGCAGCUGGGAAACCUUCCGAAACCUCACCAAAGAGCAAUACUAGAUGACUUUUAAUACCUUUCAUGUCUCCUGACUGACGUUGGAUUUUUGUGUGUGUCCAGAGGUCCAGCGGCACAGCUCUGUGACCACAUACCGUGUAGGAGCAGACAGAAUUCAGUCCAGCUCUGAUUUGUCUUGAAGCACUAUGUACCAGCAGCCGUUUUUGUUGCCUUAACUGUAGUCUUAACGUAAGGACCAGCAGGUUUCACAAUGAUGACGCUUUACAUCAUGAAUUCCUCACUCUUUCUGCCACUUUGCAGAGUGAACCUACGACAUCAGGUGACGGCGUGUACGCAUAGAAGAAGUGGCCACAUCAUACAGAAAGAAUACGGAAAAUAAGACACAGAGAUUGUCUGCUUUAAUAAUGUCAUUACAUGCAGUUUAACCACUAAAAGAAGACAACAAAAGAACUCGAGAGAAAAAUGAAGACACAAAAAGGACAACUGUGGUUUUGUAGAAACAAAGAAAAAGGCCUUGUUGUUUUAUUGCACUGUUCAUUCCAUAAUGUGAACCAUAAGAAAUUCCAAAGCUCUGGGAUAUAAAAACAGAAAAACAACAACUCCUCUCUGUAGGUUAUUUAAUAGUUGUUGUUUUUGAUUUGGAUGAAAUUGUGUCUGCUAUAUUUUUCCCUACUCUUCAUCUGAGAUGUCUCAUGAAGUCUCACUCUAAGGACACGCAUUGGCCGAAAUACUGUAGAGUUGCAUUUCCUAUGAAGUUUAUCCAAAAAGUAGGCAAGAUUUUAUGAGCAGGAAUAUUAUUUCACUGCUGUUUUAGUGUCUUAGAUGCACACACACACACACAAACCUACACACACAUGUACAAAGCAAUGAUGAACUGUCGAUGUACCACUAGUAUUAAAUACUGUAUAUUAUUGUUUAUAUUUGAGACUAAAGGAGCGUUCAU